AUGGAGAGGGAUGAGAGAAUGAUGGAGAAAGCGUUGAAUAGUGGUGUGGUGGUACGUUACAUUGUGAAACCAGCAACAGCAAGUGACUUCAAAGGUAUAUGGCAGUACACAAUACCUUCAAUAGUAAUGAAAAUGAAAGGUAAGAAGAAGCCAACAUCUUCAUCAUCACCACCAUUAAUAAGAAGCACAAGAGAUCAACAAGAUGAUAAUAACAUUGAAGAUUCUUCAUGGACUACUAGCAAAGGACAUCAUAAUUAUUAUAAAGACAUCAUCAUGUCAUCAUCAUCAUCACCACCACCAUUGAACAAAAUUGUCAAAAGAAAGGAGUUUGUUGUGAGGGCUUCAAAGAAUGCUGCUGCUUUUGAAGGCGGCGGCGAGAACAAUGGAUCAUCGUCGUUGUCUGGGGUUAUCAAGAAGAGCAAAGUUGUGUGGACAAGCGAUCUUCAAAGCCGUUUUUUACAAGCCAUAAACAUUAUUGGGUUAGAAAAUGCAGUUCCAAAAAAGAUUCUUGAAGUCAUGCAAACACCAGGACUGACUAGGGAAAAUGUGGCAAGUCACUUGCAGAAAUAUCGGCUUUUUCUAAAGAGAGUGGCUCGGAUGUUUGCGAUGCUAAUGAACCAUGAGACAAACAAGAAGGAUGUAUUCACAAGUUUGGGAUCAAAGUACCCUAAUUCACUGAUGUUAAAGAACAUUAAAGAGGAAUUCAGAAGAAUGUUAAAGUUCAGAAAACUUAGAUCAACUUUUUCUUCUUCAUAUCCUUAUUCCUCAUCAGCCAACAAGAACCCUAAUUCUUCUCCCUUAUUCAAACCAACAUCCAUGUUUCAGUAUCAUCAUCAUUCUAGCUUCCCAAAGUCUCAUCAUCGUCAUUCUACUUUUUCAUAUUCCACCCCAAAAAUGAACGCUUAUGAAAUGUUACAGGAUCAAAUAAUGCCUGCAAGUACUUCAAGUAAUAUUCACACCAACAAUUUCACUGGCACUGGAUCAGGGUUUGCAUCAGCUUUUGAUGAACAAAGGGAUCAGAUGAUUCAGCCUAUUGGAUCAAAUAUUGGUGUUUCAAACACUUAUUAUGAUUCUUGUGGGUAUAAUAUUAAUAAUGAUAAUUCCUUCAUCAAUGGCUCAUCAAAUUUCGGUUAUUUGGUUGAUGGAAGGUUAAGUCCCUCUAGCUGUGAGCUUUUUAGGUCAAAUCAAAGUAUGGCAGAUAAAGCGGGAAGCAAUAAUGACAAUAUUCUGGAGCAAGAAAAUCUGUACGAGGUUUUGAAUAAUGAAGGAGAUCACAGUUAUCAAACUAUUGAAGUUGAAGGGAAUUACAAUAAUGACGCCUCACUUGUGCCACUAGCUCAGUAUUCAAACUUCAGCACUGGAUUUGAUUACUGUGGUGAUAUCAUCAUGGAAGAAUUAAAUGAUAAUGGGCAGUUCUCUAAUCAGCAGCAAGAAAAUCAAGAAGUGGCUGGCAAAGAUAUUGACCCAAGAGUUGAAUCUACCAAUGACUAUUUUCCAUCAUUUGACCAAAUCUCUGAUCAGUUAAUGGAAAGCCUGAAUUUCUCUGAGAAAGACUUGGAAAAUCUCAACCUCGAACAAAUUCCCCAGGAUUGGGACGAUGACUUCCUGGAAUCUUUAUUCAACAAUGGACUCACCCUACCUUCAUUUUCAGCCAUCAAACCUCCACAAAACUCACACCAUUCUUCUCCUCUCCUCAAUUUUGUUCCAUCCCUCCCAUUUUCUCAAGGAUCCAAGCUCUUCUUCUUCAUCCAAGGUGCUAAGAUGUUCGGCUACUAUGCUCUUCUUCUAGGGUUCUUGAAGAUGAUGAAGGUUGGCUAA
Prosopis cineraria is the source of this 1818-nucleotide messenger RNA. Its product is annotated as putative two-component response regulator ARR13. Gene Ontology annotation, molecular function: DNA-binding transcription factor activity; DNA binding. Bases 1 to 1818 code for a protein of 605 amino acids. Gene Ontology annotation, biological process: regulation of DNA-templated transcription. The transcript has 7 exons. Lineage: Eukaryota; Viridiplantae; Streptophyta; Magnoliopsida; Fabales; Fabaceae. The record is from RefSeq and is a predicted model, not a curated record. Gene Ontology annotation, cellular component: nucleus.